Molecule: messenger RNA, 3682 nt
Organism: Zootoca vivipara (common lizard)
Lineage: Eukaryota; Metazoa; Chordata; Lepidosauria; Squamata; Lacertidae
Source: RefSeq, a predicted model, not a curated record
CUGGGUCAUGAGCCUUUUGCUGGUCUAAUGCAGGCCUCCCCAAAUAUAGAUGUGUGUGUGUGUGUGUGUGUGUGUGUGUGUGUGUGUGUGUGUAAAAGUAUUUAUUUAUUGUGGCCUGCAUUAGAAAAUGUAUAUUUGGGGUGGCCUACACACACACACGUAGGUAUGUGUACACACACAUGAAUACAUACACCCACACCCCUCCCACCCACCGUUGGUUUAGCAGCAUCAUGGGGGUCACGUUUUCCCCAGCCCUGCUUAUACAAAUCCACCAUCGCUGACUUACUCUGUUUGAACGUGUAGGGCUUGGCUAUGCCAUCAUAAUCUCUGGCUACGGUCUCUUUCUAUCUUCUUCUUCUUGAUCUAAAGCUGUUGCCAAGAGAAGGACGGAAGGAAAGGUUGGAAUUAAGCUUUACCUACGCUAGAAUUUGGACAUCCAGCUGAGAUCAGGAAGAGAGUUGUUUAAAGGAACAUAAAACCAGAAAACAUGGAUAGACUUCUACGACUUGGAGGAGGUAUGCCUGGUCUGGGACAGGGGCCUCCUACUGAUGCUCCUGCAGUUGACACUGCUGAACAGGUUUACAUCUCUUCCCUUGCGCUUUUGAAGAUGUUGAAGCAUGGUCGAGCUGGUGUUCCCAUGGAAGUUAUGGGGCUGAUGCUUGGAGAAUUUGUUGAUGACUAUACUGUCAGAGUGAUUGAUGUGUUUGCUAUGCCACAGUCGGGAACGGGGGUCAGCGUAGAGGCGGUUGAUCCUGUGUUUCAAGCCAAAAUGUUGGAUAUGCUAAAGCAGACUGGAAGACCUGAAAUGGUUGUUGGCUGGUAUCACAGUCACCCUGGCUUUGGCUGCUGGUUGUCUGGUGUAGAUAUCAACACUCAGCAGAGUUUUGAAGCCCUGUCCGAAAGAGCUGUAGCUGUAGUGGUGGAUCCCAUUCAAAGCGUGAAAGGAAAGGUUGUUAUUGAUGCUUUCAGAUUGAUCAAUGCUAAUAUGAUGGUCUUGGGACAUGAACCAAGACAAACAACUUCAAAUCUGGGUCACUUAAACAAGCCAUCUAUCCAGGCUUUAAUUCAUGGAUUAAAUAGACAUUACUACUCCAUUACCAUCAACUACAGGAAGAAUGAACUAGAACAGAAGAUGUUGCUCAAUUUACAUAAGAAGAGUUGGAUGGAAGGUUUAACCCUUCAAGAUUACAGUGAGCACUGCAAACUCAACGAGACAGUAGUGAAGGAAAUGCUGGAAUUAGCAAAGAACUACAACAAGGCUGUGGAGGAAGAAGAUAAGAUGACACCUGAACAGCUGGCAAUAAAAAAUGUUGGCAAGCAGGACCCCAAACGUCACUUAGAAGAACAUGUGGAUGUGCUGAUGACUUGCAACAUUGUCCAGUGUUUAGCAGCUAUGUUGGAUACUGUUGUAUUUAAAUAAUGACUUGCUUGUAAAUGCUGUUUCCAGUCUCUGAUCAUCCAUUGUUUCAAGCACUGAGACUAAGAUAUGCUUGGAUGUCAAAUACAUCAUUUGAAGUCUAAGAGCAUCUCUCUAACACCUUUUCAUCUCAGUUUAUGCAAUUACUUUGGAUAUGUUUUUAUGUCAGGGUCUUUGCAAAUUCCAGAGCAGUUCUGGAACUGAGUUAAAAAUGUGGUUGGGGGUUUGGUUUGGUUUUUCAUUUUAAUAUUUGGAAGAAAAUUAGCAGUAUAUAUAUAUUGAUUAUUGCCAUGUAGUUGUUUUUUUAAAAAAAUAACCUUAGUGUUCUGCUUGUGUUGUUCAUAAAUUGGGGAAGGGUAUAUUGUUGACAAUACUGUACAAAGUUCAACAAGCAAAGAAAUAUAUUUCUGUAAGCUGAUGGGACAUGGAGACCUGUGGCAUGUGGUCAUUUGUUGUUGUGGCACAUAUCUCUUCUAUGUAUAGGAAGCACUAAUGCGGUCUUAUUGUGUGAGGGAGGCCUGAACCCCAGAAACUUUAAAAGAGCUUGUCAGUCUUAAAAUAUAUACACAAAGCAAUACUAGGGCACUUCUAAGCUCUUCUCAGCACUGAGUUUGCUGCUGUCCUAUCCCACUCCUAUCUGUAAUUAUAACUUUUCAGGUCAGAGGAGUGUGGCUUCCAGGCAGACAUGAGCCGGUUUAUGUGGCCUUGACCGCAGGGCAGGGCAGUUCACCUUAUUGGGGAAUGACUUCAUAAAUUUGUGCAAAAGGUGGAAACAGGAUACAAUGGUAUUGGAAGAGAAUUUGGAUUGCCCAGCUUGAUGAAUGGCCCCUGCAAUGUGCUGAUUAAAAACCUUGAAAGUGGUGGCAGGUUUUUUGAGAAUGUUUAUGGUGACCCAGUUAAUUUGAGCUAUCAUUUUGAGCAAACAAGAGAGGGGCAAUUUUACAGCAGCUAACCCGGACACCUUUAUGGGAUGUGUGCCGGAAAGGGGCAGUGGGGAAGCAAGAUAUUGAAAGAAGCAUGCUAAACCAUCAAAUGCUGCACAAAACAACUACUUUUCUAAAAACCCUUGUGAGCUAAUCAUGAAACUGGCUCAAGCUUCCUGUCAUUACUGCCAUAAGCGAUGGUGAGCGUUCUGUCUUAUUUCACUACAGCUCUGUAAAGUACAGAAUUCAGUAUCUCAAAAACUUACAUUUUCAGUCGCUUUUUCCCAAUUUUUUGUUCUUGCUCUUAGGACUGCAAAGAGCCUUGAAAGUGUAUGUGAAUUCAGAAAAAAGGGUACCGGUAGUGUACACAAUGCCAGAGUAACAAACCUAUUAAAAACAAACUUGCCAUAAAAUACAAUAAUUCUUUGUCAACAAAUUCUGAAAAACACCAAAUCAAAAACAUGCCUUCGUAAAUUCUUUUAUUAUUAUUAUUUGUAAAAAAGAAACUGAAAAAUACGCAUUUAUUCAAAUAAGUAUUUGCACAUUAAAAACCAUAAGAAAAGAUGGAACCGUCAAGACUCAUUCAAGAGAGAUUUUUAACCUCUGAAAACAGUUUUGUAAACUAUCUCUUACUAAUAGAUUCGAAGGUGAAUAAAGGAAGACAAAUUUACCAAUAAAACAAUCCCGAUUUGUCUGUUUUCUUUCACUCUUAGAUAAUGUUUAAGUUCAGCCACUACAGGAGAAGUCCACAUCUUUGCUGUCCACUUUUUAAAAAUGUGCUUGCUUCCAGUACCCGGUGCAUAAAGUUCUGGUAACUACUGUCAUACAUGCUGUCUUAGUAUUCACUCUUGAAUAUGCAUUGGCAAAAGAUAGCUAACAUAUGAAAUGUAAUAGAAUUACAAUAACUUCCCUGACCCCUAGAAUUUCUGUUUGAAUAAAAAAAAAUAUUUUGUAGUUAGAAUGCAAGCCAUUGGAGCACUACAGUUUUUACACCUCACCUAGGGUAGUAGAAUCAGAAUAAAUAAUGUGAAACAAGCAAUAUUCAAACUUGACGCAGAUUGCAAAACUGGCUAUCUAGGUAUAAGAUUUGUGGGGGGUUUUGUUUUAAAAGCAAUACACACAGCCUUGAAGAUGUAAAGGAUUUUUAAUUAAAUUGAAGACUGCAGCUGAAGAGGACUGUUUUAAUUGGUUGGGAGAUUAAAAAAAUAUACUGUACAAUCAUUAUAAGGAACAGCUGAGGGGGGUUGGGUAUGUUUGUCCAGAAAAAGAGGAGAUACGGCUGUCAUCUUCAAAUACCAUCUAAAGGGCUAUCGCAUGGAAGAUGCAGCAAGCUUGUUUUCUC